This is a messenger RNA of Micropterus salmoides (largemouth bass), 475 nucleotides long. Its product is annotated as acidic mammalian chitinase-like. NCBI's taxonomy places the organism in Eukaryota, Metazoa, Chordata, Actinopteri, Centrarchiformes, Centrarchidae. The record is from RefSeq and is a predicted model, not a curated record. Gene Ontology annotation, biological process: carbohydrate metabolic process; chitin catabolic process. Gene Ontology annotation, cellular component: extracellular region. The coding region runs from base 5 to 442 and encodes 145 amino acids. The transcript is spliced from 3 exons. Gene Ontology annotation, molecular function: chitin binding; chitinase activity.
UACAAUGGUGUCAACACAAAGCAAAAGAAAAAAGUUCAUCCUGUCUGCUAUCGCACUACUGAGAGCAAAUGGGUUUGAUGGGCUAAACCUAGACUGGAGAUUCCCCAGAGAAGCUGGAAGUCAACAACAGGAUAAUCAGAGAUUCACACUGCUGUGCAAGGAGCUCAAAGAGGCCUUUGUGGCUGAGGGAACAAAAACUAACCAUGACAGAUUAAUCAUCACUGCUAGUGUCUCUGCGGAAAAAUCAACCAUCGAUUCCAGUUAUGAAGUUGCACAAAUUGCCAUGUACCUGGAUUUCAUUAAUGUACUGACCUUUGACUUUCAUGGCCCCUGGGAAAAUGUCACAGGACAUCACAGUCCCUUAUACAGAGGAUCCCAAGACACUGGAGACAAAAUCUACUCAAACACUGCAAGUACAGGGAUUUAUAUUUUACCCACCUGAACACCUUUCUAUUUAUGUCCUCUCAUCUGGAUU